Racocetra persica is the source of this 381-nucleotide messenger RNA. Lineage: Eukaryota; Fungi; Glomeromycota; Glomeromycetes; Diversisporales; Gigasporaceae. The record is from the annotation of a GenBank genome assembly.
AUGACUAUCCUCUACUUAUUUUUGAUGCUGAUACAACAACUCCAAGAAAAUGAUCCCUGGGUGAUGAAUAAGUUAAAUAUAAUAGAUGAUACAGAAGAACUAUCCACGAGUUCUAGCAACUUACAAAAUAUAAUAUUAGAGACAAGAAAUAAUGCAAUAGACGAAGCAAAAGAGAAAUUAACUUACUAUAAUAAGAUUUUUAAUUCAGCAUUAAUGUUGUAUGAAAGGGAGAAAACCAAUGAUCAAUUCGUAAAAAAUUUCGAUACCCUUUUAAAACCAUUCGCCAAAGCCAUUGAAGAAUGUGAAGAAAAACUAAAUGCCCUUACACAGCAAAAAACUUGGGGGCCAAAAAAUGGCAAGCUUUCUUUUUGGUUGCAUUGA